Messenger RNA from Hydra vulgaris (swiftwater hydra), 2077 nucleotides. RefSeq lists its product as uncharacterized. Lineage: Eukaryota; Metazoa; Cnidaria; Hydrozoa; Anthoathecata; Hydridae. The record is from RefSeq and is a predicted model, not a curated record.
UAUUACGGGAUUUUUUAAUAUUUCUUUAUAGAAAACAGAUUUAUAGACUUUGAGAAAAGUAAAAAAAUGCGAUUACAACGCUUGAUUGUGUUUACGUUUGCGCUGAUUGUUAUUGUUUUUAUCAGUACUUUUAUAAAUUUUAUAUAUAUUGACUGGGUAUUUAUUUUGAAAAAAAAUAUAACUAAAAGCACUGAAAGACUACAAAGAAUGAAUUUAAACGCUAAAAUCCCUCAAAGAUUAGAACAUGGGGAUUCAAACGCAUGCAUUUUACCAUCCCUUAAUCCUUUUGACCCGGAAAUAAUGCGUUAUGUAAAACCUGUUCGCAUGACUUGUUCCGAAAGACGUUUUGGUAAAGUAACAAUCGAUGGAUGGUUUGUUUUAUCGUCAUCAAAUGUUUUAAACUUAAGCAUCAGCUACAUUUACAGAGACAAUCCAAGCAAAAAGUUUAUAAAUGAAGAUUUUGGUGUAAAAUUUUCAGAACCUACUAUUGUAAAAAGAAACAAGAAUGGUACUUAUAAGCAUAAGUUGUCUAAUGACUUUAUUAAAGUUGAAAUUUAUUUUGAAAAGUUCCAUCAUGUUGAAUUUCAUGCUCAUAUCAGCACUCGUUCACAAGAACUACUCAGAAAAGUCUCAAUGAAAAGAAAAGAUGUACAUGGUUUAGGAUUGGAUGUUGUUUUUCUAAUGAUAGAUUCUCAAUCAAAUGCUAAUUUUCAUCGUCAUCUUAAAAAGACUAUGCCAAAGCUUUUGAAUGAUGAAAAUACUAUUUUACUAAAUGGGCACACUGUAGUUGGUGAUGGUACAACAGCACAGCUUUUGGCAAUUCUUGUAGGUGAUCGUGAAAAAUAUCUUCCUGAAGCAAGACGAAGCGUAGAUAACGCAAGUACAUGUGAUCAAUUCAAUUUCAUAUUUAAUGAUUUCCACAAAGCUGGCUAUCUUACUAUGUUUAGUGAAGACAAUCCAGAAUGGGGUGCUUUUCACUAUCGUUUAAAUGGCUUUAAUACUUUACCAACAUCAUGGUAUAUUCGUCCAUUUUGGCUUGCUAAGAAACCUUCUCAUAAAUGUGACGUUGAAUAUAACAAUAUAAUGCUAAAAACUUUUACUGAAACUUUUGAAGACUUGCCAAAAGUAUCUCUUAUAAUCAAUUCAGCCAUUGCACACAAUGAUUUUAAUGGUUUACAAGUAAUUGAUGAUGACAUACUUGAAAUCAUAAAUUAUUUUAAAUCUCCAGUCAGGAUUAAUCAUACUAUUCUUGUUAUAUUUGGUGAUCACGGUGCACGAAUUGGUCCUUUCCGCACAACACUUCAAGGAAAGUUAGAACAAAGAAUGCCAUUUUUUUCAAUUACUUUACCGCCAGAUUUUAAUGUUAAAUAUCCUAAGAUGUUUAUAGCUUUGAAAAAAAAUUCGAACGUUUUAACCAAUCAUUUUGAUAUUUAUGCUUCCCUUCAUCAUAUACUGAGUUACCCAGAUCUUCCAAAAAAGAAAUUUAUUGGUCAGAGUUUAUUUACUAAAAUUGAUCCUGCAGUUAGAACAUGCAAUAAUUCUGGUGUUGAAGACCAUUGGUGUCCUUGUUUAAACUAUAAAAACGUUCCAAUAACAGAUAAAAUUGUGCUAAUGGUAGCUCAUGAAACCGUUCGUUAUAUAAAUUCUCUCAUUAAUAAAAAUAAAGAUUCUGCAAAGCUUUGUUCUAACUUAACAUUAGGAAAUAUUUUAUUAGCAGGCCUAAAAACUCCGAAAAAUGAUGUCAUUCAAUAUGUAAAAACAUCUAAAAACCAAGAAUGCGAUUCAUGUGGAAUUGUCUAUGAUACUGCGGUGAAGUCUAAAAAAUUUUACGAAGUUGUUUUCGUCGUGUUACCUAGCAGUGGAACUUUUGAAGCAAAUGCUGAAGUUUUACCCGAUAAAAAAAUUAUUGUAGAUCCAAAUAUCAGCAGAAUAAACUUAUAUGGAAAUCAACCUCAUUGUAUUAUUAAUGAAUUUCCUUAUCUUCGUCCGUACUGCUAUUGUGUGUGAAUGUCUAAUACAUUCUAUAGUUUUUGAUAUACACUUAAAUUGAAAUUUAAAUAUAUUUAAAAAGUGCUUA